AUCAUCCCCACUCUAAUAACACUUGGAUCCAAACUCAUGUAGUGAUGUGAUAAAAAAAUUCAUUUAACCAAUUCAAUGAACAAUCUUUUUUAUUUAACACUUUCUGAUAAUGAAAUUAUACUCAUUAAUUGCAAUCAUCAUCAACUGUAGAGGGUAGGGUAUAAAGCAAAGCAGUGAGAGAGUUUAGUGUAAGUCAGUCACAUUCCAAAUUGACAAAUUUCUCAACCCAAAUCCCUCAAUUCAUGCCAUCUUUCUGCAAUCUAAAUUCCACUACCCACCAUUGUAGUAUUUGUCUUUUCUUGGCCCCAAAACUCUAUAUUCAAAUUAUUGAGAGUUUACUGCAUCAUUAUCUGAAACCCUUUUUGCAAUUAACCUAAGAGCUCUUUGUCUCUGUUCAUUUCCCAACAGACACAGUCAAUCCCUUUUGUUUGGGGGGCCACUGAAUUCAAAUAUCCCAUAAUUCACAGCAUCAAAUCAUUCCCCCAUUAUUUAUUAUCCCAACCAAACACAAAAGUAAAAGUUGAAAAAGCAGAAGAACCAUAAAUCCAAGUGGAGAAAUUUAAGGAGUGUUUAUGAAUAUAGCUACUGACCUUGUGAGAAGUGCCACUGUUUGUGUGUGACUCAGAGAGAGCUCUAAUUGUUCCAUGUGAGAAUUGAGAGGUUGAAGAUCCUAAUCAUUUGCCCACUUUUCUUGCAGAUUUUCUGCUUCAGUUGUUUCGUCGAACACCUUGCCUGCAUAUGAAGACCACCGCCAGAUUUAUCGUCUUCCACCCGUCUGUUCACAAGUCCGGCGGCGGAGGUUUCCACCGUGCGUGGCUAGGGAUUUUUGUGCUCUUCUUUAUUUUCACUUUCGCUUUCACUCUGUUGAACACCAGAGACGCCACUGUUUCCGGUGAAAAAUCCGCGGCGGCGGCGAGGGUUAAAUCGACACCGAUUCCGGAUCCAGUGUUCGACGCGCUUCUUCACUACGCUUCAGAGAAUACAACGUCGUCGGGGAGGAUGUCGGCCGACGAGGUGAGGUAUAUCGCCGGCGUGGUGCGCCGCUGCGCGGCGCCGUGUAACCUCCUCGUUUUCGGACUGACGCGCGAGACGCUCCUCUGGAGGUCGCUGAACUACAACGGACGGACGGUGUUUGUUGACGAGAGCGCGUACCUGAUCUCGAAGCUCGAGGAGAAGCACCCUUCGAUUGAGGCGUACGACGUGCAAUUCACGACGAAGGUCAGCGAGCUGCGCGAUCUAAUCGAGUAUUACAAGGCGGAGGCGGCGGGCGAGUGCCGGCCGGUGCAGAACCUCCUCUUCUCCGACUGCAGAUUAGCCAUAAACGACCUGCCGAACCACAUAUACGACGUCGCUUGGGACAUAAUUCUAAUCGACGGUCCUCGGGGGUACUUUGCCGGAGCGCCGGGAAGAAUGGCACCGAUCUUCACCUCCGGCGUCCUAGCGCGGACCAAACGCGGCGGCGCGGCGGCGACGCACGUGCUCGUCCACGAAAUUGACCGCGAAUUGGAGAGGAUUUGCAGCGGCGAAUUCCUCUGCGGCGAAAACUUGGCGGAGACGAAAGGAUCUUUGGGGCAUUUUGUGAUUCCAAAAUCGGAGGCCAAAUUCAACAAUAGGUUUCAGUUUUGUUCUAAUUUUGGUUCCUCAAUUUCCCCUAAAUUAAUUUGAAGCUUUUUUUUUUUUUUUUUUUUUGAAUUUGUUUUGCAAAUUUCUAAUUAUCAGAAUUCCAAAUUAUACAAAAAUGUUAUGAGAAAUUAAUAUGUGACCAAAUUAUGUUAC
This is a messenger RNA of Andrographis paniculata, 1776 nucleotides long. RefSeq names its product protein IRX15-LIKE-like. Gene Ontology annotation, biological process: xylan biosynthetic process. The transcript has a single exon. Lineage: Eukaryota; Viridiplantae; Streptophyta; Magnoliopsida; Lamiales; Acanthaceae. The record is from RefSeq and is a predicted model, not a curated record. Bases 739 to 1665 code for a protein of 308 amino acids.